GGUACAGCAAGCGUUGGAGAAACUGGGUACAUCGAAUGCAAGCAAUUGCUUCGUUACAACAUCCAACUUUUCUACGAUUUAACCUCUUUUAACUUACAAAAUUGUAUUUGGAUUUACUAGAAGACUCGUCAAUAAUUGCAUUAAGUCAAGAAAGGCUUUCUUGGAAGUUUUAUGCGGUCAACAACUCGUUCUAAUCGACGGCUCUCCGACGUCGGAUCGGAAAGGCAUUGUCGAGGCAGGUCGUGCGGCGCCACGAGAUCGCCGAAGUUCCAAAGGGCUCGGCUGGGACAAGGAUUCCAUGUAACCAGCGAUUACUUUUGGAUCAUUUUUUCAUUCUCAUAAGGAAGGUUACCAGCCGAGGAUUGUGAAAAUUCGUUCAACAGAGGGAUUAUUGCCGUCGUAGGGGAGGGGAAUCAAUCGAGACAAAGGAAAGGGGCUUAAAAAUCAACAAUAAAGAUCGAGAGAUCGGAGGGUCGAAGUGUGUUCUCCGCCGCGGAGGAUUGGCAUUGUCCGACCGCUUGUGCGCACAGGGAGGGGUGGCGGACUAUCGCACAUCAACUCGGAUUACUGAAGUAUCCCCCAAUUUCCCUCAAAAAAGGAUACAUUCAAGAUGUAUCCACAGGGCCGGCAUCCGGCACCACACCAACCAGGGCAGCCUGGCUUCAAGUUCACCGUGGCCGAGUCCUGCGACAGGAUCAAAGACGAGUUUCAGUUCCUGCAGGCCCAGUACCACAGUCUCAAAGUGGAGUACGACAAACUGGCCAAUGAGAAGACAGAGAUGCAGCGUCACUAUGUCAUGUACUAUGAGAUGUCCUAUGGGCUGAACAUUGAGAUGCACAAACAGACUGAGAUUGCUAAACGGCUCAACGCAAUUCUCGCACAGAUCAUGCCUUUCCUGUCACAAGAGCACCAGCAGCAGGUCGCUCAGGCUGUUGAGCGUGCCAAGCAGGUCACGAUGACUGAGCUCAAUGCCAUCAUCGGGGUACGUGGACUUCCCAAUCUGCCUCUCACCCAACAGCAGCUCCAGGCUCAACACCUGUCCCACGCUGCCCACGGUGGGCCACCCAUCCAAAUGCCCCCGCACCCCUCGGGCCUGCAGCCCCCCGGCAUACCCCCCAUCCCGGGCGUGGCAGGCUCCGGUCUGCUGGCGCUGGGCGCCCUGGGCAGCCAGGCCCACCUGCCCUCCGUCAAGGACGAGAAGAACAACCACGACCUGGAGCACAGAGAACGAGAGUCGAGCACGAAUAACUCGGUGUCUCCGUCAGACAGCCUGCGUGCAGCCAGCGACAAGCACCGCAGCUCCUCUGAUUAUAGCAUGGACUCCAAGAAACGCAAGGUGGAGGAGAAGGACACUAUGAGCAGAUACGAUAGCGAUGGAGACAAAAGUGACGACCUGGUCGUGGAUGUGUCCAAUGAGGACCCAGCCACUCCCAGGGCCAGCCCCGCCCAUUCUCCUCCAGAAAACGGUCUGGACAAAUCACGGGCCCUAAAGAAGGACGCCCCCAACAGCCCCGCCUCCGUGGCCUCCUCCGGCAGCACGCCCUCCUCCAAAGCCAAGGACCACGCCCACAAUGAUAAGUCAUCCACGCCGGGCCUGAAGUCUAACACCCCCACACCUCGUAAUGAUGCCCCCACACCAGGCACCAGCACCACCCCUGGUCUACGGCCCAUCAUGGGCAAGCCCUCGGGCAUGGAGGCACUGGCAGCUCCAGCCCUGCGUACCCCUUUGUCCAUAGCUGGCUCCUACGCCACGCCCUUCGCCAUGAUGGGCCACCACGAGAUGAACGGCUCCCUGACCAGCCCCGGGGUCUACGCCGGACUCCACAUCUCCCCCCAGAUGAGCGUGGCCGCUGCUGCGUACGGACGCUCGCCCAUGGCGGGGUUUGACCCUCACUCCCACAUGAGACCAGGCCUGCAAGCCAGCCUCACGUCCAUCUCUGGAGGAAAGCCUGCCUACUCCUUUCAUGUGAGCGCGGACGGCCAGAUGCAGCCGGUGCCCUUUCCCCCGGACGCUCUCAUAGGCCCGGGCAUCCCACGCCACGCCCGCCAGAUCAACACGCUGAGCCACGGCGAGGUGGUGUGCGCCGUCACCAUCAGCAACCCCACGCGCCACGUCUACACCGGCGGCAAGGGCUGCGUCAAGAUCUGGGACAUCAGCCAGCCGGGCAGCAAGAGCCCCGUGUCCCAACUGGACUGCCUGAACAGGGACAACUACAUCCGCUCCUGUAAGCUCCUCCCUGAUGGCCGCACCCUGAUUGUGGGUGGUGAGGCCAGCACGCUGACCAUCUGGGACCUGGCCUCUCCGACGCCACGUAUCAAGGCGGAGCUCACCUCCUCGGCCCCCGCCUGCUACGCCCUGGCAAUCUCCCCCGACGCCAAAGUGUGCUUCUCCUGCUGCAGUGACGGGAACAUCGCCGUCUGGGACCUGCACAACCAGACCCUGGUCAGGCAGUUCCAGGGCCACACGGACGGAGCCAGCUGUAUUGACAUCUCCCACGAUGGGACCAAGCUGUGGACCGGAGGUCUGGACAACACCGUCCGCUCAUGGGACCUGAGGGAGGGACGCCAGCUCCAGCAGCAUGACUUCACCUCCCAGAUCUUCUCUCUAGGCUACUGCCCCACAGGGGAGUGGCUGGCAGUGGGCAUGGAGAGCAGCAACGUGGAGGUUCUCCAUCACACCAAGCCUGACAAGUACCAGCUUCACCUGCAUGAGAGCUGCGUCCUCUCGCUUAAGUUCGCCUACUGUGGUAAAUGGUUUGUGAGCACGGGGAAGGACAACCUCUUGAAUGCCUGGAGGACUCCCUAUGGUGCCAGCAUAUUCCAGUCAAAGGAGUCCUCUUCCGUCCUGAGCUGCGACAUCUCUGCAGACGACAAGUACAUUGUGACGGGCUCCGGAGACAAGAAGGCCACAGUGUACGAGGUGAUCUACUAGAAACACCAGUUUGACCCCUCCUACUGGCCUGACAAGGGGAGCUGCUAGCCCCUCCUCCUCCUCUUACUUCACUCACCACACCCCCUAACCUCAAAGACCACCAGGGAUUGGACUACAGACAAUGUCGGCCGAUACCGCUCCCAGAUUGGUGCUCAGAAGGCACCAUGAACUGCGAUUGGCAGUUGGCCUGGCUCUGAUUGGCUAUCGCUGCAGACUGUAAGCCUAUGGGCACUAAAGAUGUAAAUUGUCUUGCUGUUUUUAAUGGGUUCCUGGGCUUGUUUUUAACGUGAUGAAUGUUUCUGUCAUGUGACUGGACGAAGCGCCGCUUUGUCUUUACAACAGUUGCUCCCUGGACGUCUUGUGAAAAUUGUACAUAAUGGAGUAAAAGACAUUUUAUAUAUAUAUAUUAUAAAUAUAUAUAUCUAUUUUCAUGUCCUGGUGUACUUGUGACGUUUUUGCUUUCGGCCUCUCCCUUCUGCUUGAUAUUCAAGGGAGAACAGAAAGUAGAAUAAGCCUUUUUUUUUUUUAAGGAUUUUUUUUUUUUUGGGGGGGUUGUUGAAGCGUGUUCUCCAGGCUGACCUUUUUCCAAAUCAAAUGGAAAUGUCUCUCCAAAAACGAAAUGGUCAACCAGAACACUUUUUGCAGAUUCAAAUGUGAGUUUUGGGAUGGUGCCCUUUUUUUUGGAGCUACGAAAAUGUCUGGGAAGUGGAGCCUGCCGGCUCAGGCAGAGCCACGGAAGUCCGUGGAAUACCACAGGACCCCCGCUUGGACCGGCCUAUCAGAGGAGACUGGGGGAUCGGCGAGAGGAGGAGAACAAUGUAAAUUAAAACGAUAUUAAAGAAACUAACUGUACUACUUUCUCUGUGCCCUUUUUGACCCGUCUCUUUUACGUCUUGGAUUAUUUUUUGGGUGGUCUGGUUGAUGUUUAACGAUGGACUUAAAUUCUACUGGAUUAUUACUAAUACAGACCGGGCUUUGGCUAGCCUGACACAAUCUGAACAUUGAGUCUGGACCUAGAUCUUGCCGAUGUAGAACAAGCCACAGGGUCAUCUAGACGGGGGGGUUAAGGAGAACAUGCUUCUAUGGAGUCCAUUGAUUUGAUCCUCUAUCAUUUAUCAGUACAUCAUCUUGGACUAACCGGACUUGGAUGGAAGUCAACGAAACUAUUGGAUUCCACUCAAACGAUAUACAGUGCCUGUUAAGUGCUAGGGUUGGCUAUUAGGAUCUUUCAAAAUGUAAAACAGAAGUUAGCAUUGUGACCAGCAUCUACAUAAUGUUCAGUACCGAGGAGGAGGAAGUUGUCCCUAGACACUGAUCUGUUUUGUCCCCAAAUGGUGCUGAGGGUAAGAUGCUCUGUGUCUAAGGGGAAUUUCUUCUUUUACCGUUCAGCUGUUGGGGUGAACACACAAAUUCUUCACUGCGCCCUAAUACCUGCCUUUCCUUCAGUCAUAACGAGGGGUGAAAUGUGAGCGUCUCCAAUUCACAACCAAAGUAUGUAGCAAAACUGUGUCAGCACUGAACAUAAUGUACAGUUGAUGAUAAUUCAAUAAACUGUGUUUGUUUUGUAGAAAGACUUCCCAGUUCAUUUCAAUG
This is a messenger RNA of Salvelinus namaycush (lake trout), 4525 nucleotides long. RefSeq names its product transducin-like enhancer protein 3-B. Lineage: Eukaryota; Metazoa; Chordata; Actinopteri; Salmoniformes; Salmonidae. Gene Ontology annotation, molecular function: protein binding; transcription corepressor activity. The transcript has 21 exons. The coding region runs from base 611 to 2932 and encodes 773 amino acids. Gene Ontology annotation, cellular component: transcription regulator complex; nucleus. Gene Ontology annotation, biological process: negative regulation of canonical Wnt signaling pathway; regulation of DNA-templated transcription. The record is from RefSeq and is a predicted model, not a curated record.